UGCAGUCUGCUACGCGACGCGAGCCUCGCUCCGAUAAAACUUGCCACGCGAGUCUGUGCACAAUUCACUCGGCACAUAGCUAUGACAGAUCUUCACAGCAGGAAUGAAAUGACGAUUGUGACUUCGUUUUGGUUCGACGUUCGGUUGCGCGAAGACGUUACUUAAGUUGCGAACUGCUUGUGAUUGCAUGGAUAUGGAACAGUUGCAACCGAGAAUACAAAUUAUGCAGGAGUUCAGCAGCCACAAUGAGUUCCGGAAUGGGAGCGACUUCGCUCCCGGCUACAGCGACGACAGUGCCAAUGGUUCAGCGCUAGCUCUACCAUCUGCGAUGGUUUUCACCGAGCAGACGCUGAUUAUCGUCAUAGUCUACUCCGCCUGCUUUCUCAUCGCUUCGAUCGGCAAUCUAACUGUCUUCUUGACACUUUCACGUGGUAGAUAUCGCAAAUCUAGGAUCUCGCUGAUGAUAUGCCAUCUGUCUAUCGCUGACCUGCUCGUCGCUUUCUUCACCAUACCAAUUGAGAUUGGAUGGCGAAUAACCGUACAAUGGAUCGCUGGAGACGUGGCCUGUAAAGUAUUGCAAUUCAUUCGAGCUUUCGGCCUCUACCUCUCCAAUAACAUUCUCAUUUGCGUCUCGCUCGACAGGUACUUUGCGGUGCUUUAUCCGCUGCGCAUGAACGACGCGAGGAGACGAGGCAAAUUCAUGCUCACCGUCGCUUGGGUUUCCAGCAUCGUUUACACGAUACCUCAAAGCAUCGUGUUCCACGUGUCGACUCACCCGCAGCACAAAAAUUUCACCCAGUGCGUGAGCUUCGAGUCUUUUCCGUCGGAUCUCUUUGAGAAAAUCUACAACGUGUUCUGCAUCGUGACAAUGUACUUCAUACCGCUGACUAUCAUUUGCUGGGUAUACCUGCAGAUCCUCUGCGAAAUAAGCAGUAAAUCAAAGGACAGCAAACCAGACAUCAUAAUGUCCAACAGCGACGGCACGAUCAGCACGUCCAACGCCAAUCAGAAGAACCGAAUGCGUCUGCGUCGCUCGGACAUGUCGAGCAUCGAGAGAGCUCGCAGUCGCACGUUGAAGAUGACCAUCAAAAUCGUCGUCGCCUUCAUUCUCUGCUGGACACCCUACAUCACGAUGAGUCUCUGGUACGUGAUCGACAACGAAAGCGCCAAGAGUGUCAACUACAUGGUGCAGGAGUCAUUAUUCAUCAUGGCCGUUGGCAAUUCGUGCGCCAAUCCUCUAGUCUACGGCAGCUACGCGAUCGAUUUUAAGAAGGAGUUCUGCCGUUGCUUCCAGUCAUUCACUUCCAGGCAACCCAACGUCGACGUCAAUAUCAUUCAACCGAGCUUGGGUACGAAUUUCCAGAAAUCAACCGAAAAGCCAAAGUCCCCGGGUGUCAGCAAACGAAUCGUUCAUAGCGUGCGACAAGCCGUGCAAGGUCUACUCAAAGUUGGCAGUCAGCAGACUAAAAGUACUGGAUUGAACCCAAAAAUUCUCGUGUCACCAAGUCCGAGAUUAUCAGUGUCGUCGUCUUCCAAAGGAAUCGCCGUUGAGAAGAUGCAGCUUCAGGUCAUUAAGCCGAUCAUCAGGACCGCCAGCAGCGAGGGCGACACCCACGAGCCGAGCAGCGCCGUCGACGACGAGAGGCAGACCGUUUGAAGGCAGGAAACAGCCGUUGUCUUCGCGGCUGACGAGUCGCAUUCUUAUUCGGACAUUCGCGAAGGAGAAACAUCUCCAAUUAUGUCUGUGCAUAUAUGUUCGUUUGACAAAUGUGAUGUUUAGCUCGACGAUAUUUUUCCAAAAUCUGUGUGUGUGUAUGUGUGUGUGUUACACGAGCUGUUCCGCAAAAGCAUCCGCGUGCAAGACACGCGAACUAUACAUACGCUAUGCACAAAGCACGGGAGAGAAAAUAAAAAGAAGAUUCUGUUCGUCAAUAGAUCGCCUGUUUCCAAUUCUUUUACCUGGCCGUUGUCUGCGAUUCCGCUCACUUUCUCCGAUCGAGAGUAACGCCUUUCAGCUCGAUUUUUAGCUUCGGCUGAACUCUCACUCGUCGUUAUUUUUUUAUACAUGCGUCUAGGCGGACUACUUUCGUGGCAAAAAUAAAAUCGAUGAAUUUUUUUUUCCGUGAGUGACGAGGUGGCCAAGCGACGCGAUGGUCGCUUAACUUUUUUUCAACGGCACGUGCGUCCGUUCUAUUUCCUUCGCUUGUCUAUCAUAGCGAACGUAAUAAAAGCGUGCCCGAACGGAGCAA
Molecule: messenger RNA, 2249 nt
Organism: Phymastichus coffea
Lineage: Eukaryota; Metazoa; Arthropoda; Insecta; Hymenoptera; Eulophidae
Product: adipokinetic hormone/corazonin-related peptide receptor variant I-like
Exons: 10
Coding region: 188-1657 (489 amino acids)
Biological process (GO): G protein-coupled receptor signaling pathway
Cellular component (GO): membrane
Molecular function (GO): peptide binding; G protein-coupled receptor activity
Source: RefSeq, a predicted model, not a curated record